This is a messenger RNA of Lucilia sericata (common green bottle fly), 19360 nucleotides long. RefSeq names its product smoothelin-like protein 2. Gene Ontology annotation, cellular component: filamentous actin; microtubule organizing center. The record is from RefSeq and is a predicted model, not a curated record. The coding region runs from base 661 to 18576 and encodes 5971 amino acids. Gene Ontology annotation, molecular function: protein binding. Gene Ontology annotation, biological process: actin cytoskeleton organization. Lineage: Eukaryota; Metazoa; Arthropoda; Insecta; Diptera; Calliphoridae. The transcript is spliced from 19 exons.
AUCAGUUUAUCGUAACGAUUCGAUAGCGCCGGUUGUGUUUUAUCUCAAAAAAAUAAUAAAAAUAAAUGUAAUAGAUAUUACAAUUACAAAAAAAAAAAUAUAUAAAAAAGAAAACAGAAAAUUCAAAAAAAAAUCUAAAAAAAACAAAAAGUUAAUAACUUAAAAAAUAUUAAAACUAAAAAAACAAUAACCGUUAAUAUUGCUAUUUAAAAGCUUCCCAAAAACUGUACAUGCAUUCUGCAAAUUAUUAAAUAAUUAUAAACUACAACAAUUUAUAAGAACAACAAUUAUUCACAAAACAAAAAAUAAACUACAAUUUAAUAGAAUUUGAUCUUUUAAAUUUUCCAUUUUAUAAUUUUUUUUUGAUCGUUGCCCAUUACCACAAACCACAAGCCAAUCAAAAUCAAAUAAAUAGGAAAAAUCAAUAAAUAAAUAUUAUUUAAAAUCAAUUGUCAACCUAGCUGUCAUUAAAUUAAAUUUAAAACUACAAAAAAAAAAAAAAAAAAUAGCAGCAGCAGCAGUAUCGUUUGAAAUUCAAAUUUAAACUCCCAACUCGUCAUCAGUCAUUAUUUCAAUUGAAAAACAAAAACAAAAUUCAAACAAUUGAGGAGUUUUAAACGUAAAGAAACAGCUCGCUAAGAGUAAAAAAGGGUUGACAACAUGGAGUUGGAGUGUGAUUUAAGUAAAAUUAAUAAUGAAGAAUUGCUAAGAAAAAUGUGGCAGCAAUCUGAAGACGCUGGUCGUAAAAAAGAGAUACGUUCGCAAUUGUACAAGUUACGUGAAACGCGUUUAAGAGAUCUAUAUCAAGGCGAUAUAAUGGCUGAUAAUAGCGGUUUUGGUAAAGAUCCUUUGGCCACCAGUCAUGGUGAUGCUUUGGCCGAUCAAAGUUUCCAGAGUUUGAAAUCGAAGGAAAUAAGAGAUUCUUUGUCGCCCACUGAAAUGAAAUUUCAAUCGAUGGCUCUAAAUAAUCCCAAUACCACGGGCUGGAAUGUACAGUCCUCGAAGGAAGUAAGUCCUGAUGGUAGAGGUUUUAGAGCUGAAACUGUUGCCACCACUGAUGGUGUGGAAAGCAUUAACGGUGGCAUAGCCGAGUUUAAGGGACGUAAUGAACAACGUUCCAGUGCUCAUCAUCAGGGUGACGAUAAGAAUUUCGUUAAGAAGGCCAUGGAAAGUUCCAAUUCUCAUUUGCAAGAGAAAGUGGUUAUUGGUGAUGAAAAUUCGGGACGCACGGAAGUGCGUACCAGUUCUUCCAAAUCCACUUCUUCUUCUCAGGUUUUCCAAUCCUCCUCAAAUGUGGAAUAUGAUGAUGGUUUUCCCGGACAUCAAGCUCAACCGCAAAAAUAUCUAAUGGACUCCAAUCGCCCUUAUCAACACGAUGUCCAACAGCAGCAUCAGCUAGAACAACAACGUUUGCUCGAAGAACAACGCCGUUAUGAGCAACAAUUCCAACAGCAACGUCAACAGCAUGUAAAUCAGCAAGAACGUCGUACUACCGAACAAUUGUCGACUACACGUCAGAAUACCGAACAGAAAAACACUUCGCAAAAUGUUCAAACUCAAGAGACGCACGAACAGAAUAAACGUUAUGUUGACAUGGAUAAAGCCUCACCCGAAUACCAACAACAUGUGCAAUAUCUUAUGCAACAGCCUGGUGAAAUCAUCUCGAAUACUGUGGAAUAUCCCAAACCAAAUGUCAAGAUGAUCACCACGGUGAAACGUUUACCUGACGGUACUAUCGUACGCAAUAAACGUUACGAGACCGAAGAGUUGAAUCCCACUACUCCCUCGACUCGCACUACAUCGACUGCAACAAAUCAAACCCAACCAAGACGUGAUAGCCAACAGCAACCUUCACGCAAUUAUCAACCGGAUUUGGCACCCCAUUCCCGACCCAGUCAGGAUAUGGUGGAUAGUAGCAAUACCUCACGCUAUGUCCAAGACACUCAUACAGAUGAUGUGGAAACGAAAUUUUCCUCCAUCAAAAAGUCCAGUCAUAAAUUCAACACUGAAAGUACUUCGGAAACCAUACAAGAAUUUGAUGAUCGUUAUCCUCAGGGGGGUGAACCCUCAAAUCGUCCAAAACCUGUAACUAAUGACUUCAGUACUCAUGGUUUUCCUUCGGUUAGAUCCAAUAAGCCUACACAGGAAUAUCCUAAUGAACGCCCUCAUACUGAGCGUCCUACACAAGGUUAUCCCUCCCAAGGAGCUCCUGCAAAGCUAACUGAUGCCAUGGUACCCCAUUAUCCCGAUGCCACUGAUAACAUUACGGAGCGACGUGUGCCCACUAAAGAUGGUGAAGUGAUUAUUGUUAGCUCUGAAAAGAAACGUAACUACAAAACGUCCAGCAACUCCGAACGUAUAGUGGAAACCGAACAUGUUAUACGUGAUGAUCAACAAUAUCAACAGAUACCCGACAAGAGUCAGGACUAUACAACUCAUGGCUUUCCCUCGGCCAGAGAACCAGCCGGCCAGCAGCCAAAAAACUAUCCCAGUGAUAGACAAAUGCAACCUCAUGAACAGGAUUUUCCCUUGGAUAAAUUUUCACCCGGCCCUCGAAUAAUAAAACACCGUUCAUCACCCCAUGGUGAUGACGAUGUGGUAGUGGUGAGUUCCCAAAAGUCUCGCACCGCCAAGCAUAGCACCAACACUGAACGUGUUAUAGAGCAUGAGAUAAUCAGAGAUGACCAGCCAGUGGGUUAUCCACGCAUACAACCCAAUGCGGAUAAUAGUCCUUACAACUAUACAGUGACCACACCAGGUACUCCUCAGCCCGAAUUUCCAGGUACUCCUAGAAAGCCUAACAAUGGGGAUUACUCCACUCAAGGAUUUCCUUCGGUAAGAACACCGGGACAAGCUGCUCCUGGCGAUCAUGAACCUUAUGGUGAUUAUCCAGCGGGAACUCCAAAAACUCCAAGUAAAGAUUAUUCUACACAAGGAUUUCCAUCCGUGAAAUCGCCCAGUAGACCAGCUGCAGGUUUACCCUCAAAUCACAAUCAACACCCUGGCCUAUCGAGAGGAUCACCAAGUCACGAACAUCCUACCCAGGGAUUUCCUUCGGUAAGAACACCUACAAAAGGUACACCAACUCAGGGUUAUCCCUCUAAUGUAGAUGCUGGUAGACCUAAUGGAACUGUUGAACAACCAAGAGCAACACCAACUUCCAAAACACAACCUAGGACGCCUUCGCCCAAUAAAUAUAAAACCCCCACUAGCACUGUACGCGAAACCACUGAACGUGUUAUAAGAAAAGAGAAAGAGGUAGAUUCAGCUCAUCGCGCCUUUGCUGCUUCUUUGCGCAGCUCUUCACCCAUUGACCAUGUUAGAAGGGACAGUUAUACAACCGAUUCUCAUACCAGACAUACACCACGUUCCAGUGUUUCUUCCACUAGAACUUUUAAACGUGAUAUGCGCGAAGGUUCUCAUGACAGUGCACCCUCGGAAACGAGCCGCAUUAGCACUACCACCAUAACACGCAACACUCCACCACGUACGGUAGGCGGUAGGACCGUAGUAACCAAAGUGGUUACCACCAAAACAAAUCAGGGUUCCAAUGACACACUCAAUGUGACUUCGCCACGUGCCACCAAGUCUCCCUCACCCGGUAAGACCGUUACCACCACCACAACCACUAGGACUAUGACUUCGAAAGAUGUGCCAAAAGUCACAGGUUCUCCAGAUAACCAGCAUACUCGUAUUACUACUACUACCAACAAUAUCGAUACUAUAUUUCCUAUUAACGAAACAACACCACCACCUCCACUAACUACUACUAUCACAAAAAUCAAGUUUUCCGAUAAUCUUAAGCAACCACACAAACCAAAAACCAAUAUCGAUAAAAAGAAUAAACCAGUGCUAAGAGCUACCACUCCCUCAACCGCUUCUGUUGGUGUGUUGGAAGAAGUCAUAGAACCGCCUUGCAUUAAAAAACAUUAUUAUUUGCUUGGUCCGUCCGAUCAACUACAAGCGCAAUCACAAACAAAAACCUCAACGUCCCAAACAUUUAAAAAUCCCCCGAUUUCUGAAAAAUCACCAACAAAAAAACCACAACCACCAGCACCCCGUAGUAGAAGUAGUACACCUUCAUACAAUAGUAGAAAACCACCAACAUCUGUGAUGACGGAUGAUUAUGAUGAUGCUGAUAUAUUAAAGACAACAUCACCAUUAUCACCAUCAUCCAGAUCUAGAACACCCCAAAAAAUUGGCCCUAAUGAUAAUGACAAACCACAAGAUGAUUGGCAAACGCCCUCUCAGCCUGAUAACGAUGAGCGUAGAACUGUGAAUAGAGAAACAACAUUUGAAAAGGAUGACCGUGUGCCUCAACAACCACGUAAACCUAACUAUGAACAGCCCAAUGUUGAAUGGGUUAUAGUUGAUGAUGUCGACGACUAUGAUAACGAUGAUGACGAUAAUGAUAGUUUUGCUCCCGAAGUAGUUGAUUCUAAAUUGAAUGUUAAGAAAACCACUACAAAAUUAAUAACACAAGAAAAACAAGUUCCCUUAGCUCCGCAAAGGAAACCAAAAUCCACCACCACCACGACUGUUAUUACCAAACAAUCACAUACUCUGCCAUCGAAAACUCAAACUAAACCAAACGACAGAACUCCUUUAAAAACCAAACCACUGGAUUCGAGAACUCCUCAACCAGCAAGACCUCAAAAACCUUUAACAGAUUCCAAAAGUCCAGCCACCAGAACUCCCUUAAAAACUCAACCCAAAGUUGUGGAUAAUAAACAAAUAACAAAAGCCCCCAAAUCUUCAGUGCCCUCAUAUACUUCACCUCUUAGAAGGCCUGUGCCCAAGACCACUACUGAAGAAACAACAUUAAGAAAGAAUCUGAAAACUUCACAGGUAAUAAUGGAGAAAACGAACACACUUAUAGAGGCGGAAAAGCUUAAACGUAAACCUCAAAGUCCAGAGCGUAAACCAAAAUCACAGACACCGGGUUAUAAAAUAACAGUUACAGAGGUUACACAAAAACGUAGCGCACCGGGUAGAAAACCACAGGAUACUGAUGAAGAACCCAUUCAAAGUAAACCCUAUGAAACUGAUGAUGAACCUAUUUCAGGCAGACCCAGCUAUAGAAAACCUCAAGGUAAUGAUAAUGAACCUGGUUAUAUAAGACCUUCGGAUACUGAUGAUGAACCUCAUCAAGGUUCACCAGAUUAUGGGAAGCCUUAUGGUAUCGAGGAAGAGCCAAAUCAAUAUAUUCCAGGUUAUGGAAAGCCCCAGCAAACUGGUGAAGAACCUGUACAAAAACCUCCUGGUUUCAGAAAGCCUCAUGAUGGUGUUAAUGAACCUAGUGCUCCAGUUUACGAUGAACCUAUAUAUGACACUCCUGCCACUGGAGAUGAACCAAAUCAAGCAACUCCUGGUUUCAGAAAGCCUCAAAAUAUUAACGAAGAACCAAAUCAACCUACAGCUGGCUAUAGAAAGCCUCAAGAACCUGGUGAUAAGCCAAACCAAGAGUUCCCAUCUUUUAGAAAACCUCAGGAUACUGUAGAAGAACCUAAGAAAGGUUUUCCAGCUGUAAGAAAAGCUCCAUCACCUGGUUUCAAACGGCUACAAGAUACAUUUGAUGAACGAUCUCCAGAUUACAAAAAACCAGUAAAUUUUGAUGAUGAACCCAAUCAAGAUUCGCCUAGUUUCGGAAAGCCUCAAGGCCCUAAAGAUGAACCACGUUAUCGUGUUCCUGGCUAUACAAAGCCCCAAGGUGAUGAUGACGAACCCAAUAGACCUGGUUACGAAAAAUCUCAACGAAUUAUGGAAGAACAAAUUACUAUAACAGAAACUUCGGAAGAAAGAUAUCCAGAAGGGGAAGCACCCAAACGUCCAGAUAACAAACAAAAUCAAUAUAAUCCCGAUUUUUAUAAACCUAGAGAUACUAACGAAUUCCCUCAGCAAGGUAAACCAUUUAAUAGGAAACCUCAAGAUGGUGAUUAUGAACCUGGCAAACGUACUCCUUAUGAUAGCGAUGAACAACCUAAUCGAGGUACAAGAAAGCCUCAAGAUACAGAUGACGAACCAAGUCAAUUAACUCCUGGCCAUAGAAAACCUAAUGACCAAGAGCCUAAUCAAAAUUAUCCCGGCUUUAGACAGCCUCUAUAUAAAGACGAUGAACCAAAUCAAGGUAUUCCUACUUUAAGAAAGCCUUUGGAAACUGAUACUGAACCUAAGGAAGGUUUGCCACAUUACUUGACUCCUCAACAGGUUACCCAAGAGGAAAUAAUUAUUACAGAAACAUCUCAAAAAACAUAUCCUGGUAAAGAAACUCCUCAAAGACCUGUGAGUAAACCAGGACAACCUGGAUCUAGAAAACCUUAUGACUUGGAUGAUGAACCUCAUACACCUGGUUAUGUAAAGCCAGCUGAAGAACCAGGCUACAGAAAACAACCGCAGAAACCAGAAACUAAACCAAAAUAUUCUAGACCAGGCGAUAAGCCUUUAGAAACUGAUGACGAUGAAUGUAUAACGGAAAGUAUUACAACUUCUCAGAGAACCGUGGCCAAACAUAUACAGAAAUUUGAAACAAAUUUGAAUAAAAAGUCACCUAAACCACAAACUAGAACUAAAUCUCCUACAAAAAAAGAAUUACCACAAACUCCGAAAAAGACAACUAAAACACCGCUUAAAGAAACUUCGCCUACACGACCAGACACCAAACCUACAGUGGGAAAACCUCGUUCAGAUAAACCUUUUGAAACCGAUGAAGAUGAAACAUUUGUAGAGACUAGUGAGUUUCACAUAAACACUACCCAGAAACGAAUUGUUUCUGAAAGACAAAUUGUGGAAGAAGAAACCACAUAUCCUGGAAAACAGCCUCAGAAACCAACAAGAGAAGUUUCUCCUACAGGAAGUCAAAGGAAACCAGGUCACAAAAUCUUGGAAGAGCCUGAAGAUAAACAUCCUAAAACUCCUAAACAUGUUUCGCCCACAAGAACACCACAGAAACCUAAUGAUAAAAGUUUCCAAACUUCUUUAAAAACCAAACAAGUCGUAACGGAGACAACAUUGCAACAAAUUGCUGAUGAGUAUCCUGAUCAAAAGACCCCAAGAGGAAUUUCACCAACACGAAACUUAAAGAAACCUGAGGAACCCUCUAGUAAGAGACCAUUAUCUCCAAAUAAAAAUGUUUCCCCCACUCGUUUGCAAAAACAACCAGAACCAAAAUCUCCAACAAAACCAACAGAUGGAAGACCUAAGUCUCCAAGCAAACAUCUUUCUCCUACAAGAUCACAAAAGAAACCACUUGAAAAAACUCCCUUAGAUGAUGAUCGCUACACAACUACUUUGCAAACAACAAAAAUUGUAAGAGAAAUAAUAACUAAAGAAGUAGAGGAUGAUGAGGAAUAUCCAGAGGAAACGCCUAAAGAUGAUAAGCCAAGAGAUACAGAAGACGAUGAAACCUUCAUAGAAACUUCUGAAUAUAUUACAAACUCUACACAAAAACGUGUUGUAAGUGAAAAGCAAAUCUCUACAACAGAAGAAUCAUUACAUCCUGGUAGAAGGGCUCCUCAAAUUCCAGCACAAAAGAAACCUGGUCAAAAGUUACCCGAAGAACCUUCUAAGAGAAGAACACCAUCUCCUACCAAACCAAUUUCUCCUACACGUACACAAAAGAAGCCACAUCAAACGAUUCCCGUUGAUGAUCGAACAUUUAGAAAAACUUUGCGUACUACGGAAACGGUAACCGAAUAUCCAUCUAAGAAAGGUGACAAGCCAGAGAAAACUAAACCAAAAGAAGGAAAACCAUAUCCAGACCAACCUUCAGACACUGAGGAAGAUGAAACUGUUACUGAAACUAGUGAGUUUGUAACCAAGUCCACAAAUAAACGUAUAGUUACCCAGCAACAUAUUCAAGAGUUUGAAGAGCCCCAAUACCCUGACAACAAAUCGCCUACAAGAGUAUCUAAAUCACCAACAAGAGGAGUUUCUCCCACUCGUAAACAACCUGGUCAACAACAACCAGAAGAGAAAUUUAAAGAACCCACUUUUAGAAGGCCUCAAUCUCCAAAUAAACAUGUUUCUCCUACAAGAACUCAGAAGAAACCAACCGAAAAGACACCUCUGGAUGACGAAGAAACUUUUACAACCUCUUAUACAACAACAAAAAUAGUAAAAGAUAAGGAAUAUCCGGAAGAGAAAUUCCCCUCUAAGAAAGGUGACAAGCCAGAGAAAACCAAACCUAAAGCGGGUAAAUCACAUCCAGACCAGCCUUCUGACACUGAGGAAGAUGUACUUGUCACUGAAACAAGUGAGUUUGUCACUAAGUCCACAAAUAAACGUGUAGUUACCGAACAACAUAUUCAAGAGUUGGAAGAAUAUCCUGACAACAAAUCGCCUAAAUAUCCUAAAAGAGUUUCGCAGUCUCCAACUAGAGGAGUUUCUCCCACUCGCCAGCAGCCUGGUAAGCAACAGCCAGAACCCACAGGUAGAAGACCUCAAUCUCCUAGUAAACCUGUUUCUUCUACCAGAACUCAAAAGAAACCAAUUGAAAAAACACCUGAGGAUGAUGAUGAAACCUUUACGACCUCGCUUACAACCACAAAAAUUGUAAAGGAAUAUUCACCUAAAGGUCUUAAACCUCAUUCGGAUAGACCUAUAGAUGAAGACGAAACAUUUGUGGAAACCAGUGAAUAUGUUAUUAAAUCUAACCAAAAACGUGUUAUUAAUGAGAAACAAAUUUUGGAAAUUGAAGAGUCAUCAUACCCAGAUAAAAAGUCACCUAAACAAAAACCUGAAAAGGAUAGUAAAUCUCCAACUAGAGGAGUUUCUCCUACACGUACUCCGAAGCGUCCUAGCCAAAAGUUGCCCGAAGAACCUACUGGCAAAAGACCCUCAUCACCCACUAAACCAGUCUCACCAACACGUAAUCAAAGGAAACCUAUUGAUGACACUAAACCUAAAGAUAAACCUUUAGAUACCGAGGAAGAUGAAACAUUCACAAAGACCAGCGAACGUUUAAUUAGCUCCAAGACACAUAUGGUAGGAGAAAAAAUAACAUUUGAAUUUGAAAAACCUAAAUCACCAACUAGAGGUGUUUCUCCAACACGCACUCAAAAGAUACCGGGACAACAACUACCAGAAGAACCCGACUUCAGGGAGCCUACUGGUAAAAAACCACAAUCUCCUACGCGAACUCAAAAGAAACCAGGUCAGCAAACACCAGAAGAACCCAGUGGUAAACAGCCUCAAUCUCCUACACGUACUACAAAGAAACCUAUUGAUAAGGACGACUCUUUCAAAACAACUUUAAGAACAACAAAAACUGUUACUGAACAGACAACAAAGUAUGUUGAUGAUGAAGAAUAUCCAGAUGAAGAAACUCCAUAUAAAAAAGGAGAUAAACCUAAAGAACGUAAACCUUACUCUGAUAAACCAUCUGAUACCGAUGAAGAUGAAACAAUUACAGAGACAAGUGAACAUUUCAUAAGCUCGAAAACUUGCAAGGUAACUGAAAAUGUAGUAGAGGAAUUUGAAGAACCAGAAUCACCAACCAGAGGUGAUUCACCCACACGUACCCAAAAGAAGCCAGGACAAAAAAUGCCAGAAGAAUACUCUAGUAAAAGACCUCAAUCUCCUACACGUACUCAGAAGAAACCUGGACAACAAACACCCUUAGAACCUACUGGUAAAAGGCCCCAAUCUCCUACACGAUCGCAAAAGAAACCAGGGCAACAAACACCCGAAGAACCUACUGGUAAAAGGCCACAAUCUCCUACACGUUCCCAAAAGAAACCCACUGAUAAUGACGACAUAUUCAAAACCACUUUAAAAACUACAAAAACUGUAACAACUAAGUAUGUUGAUGAUGAAGAAUAUCCAGACAAUCAAACUCCCUACAGGAAAGGUGAUAAACCAGAUACCAAACCUAAAGAACGUAAACCUUACUCUGACAAACCUUCUGAUACAGAUGAAGAUGAAACAAUCACAGAGACAAGUGAACGUUUUAUAAGCUCGAAAACUUGCAAAGUAACUGAAAGUUUAAUAAAGGACUUCGAAGAGCAGAAAUCACCAACAAGAGGAGUUUCACCCACACGUACUCAACAGAAACCAGGUCAAAAACAACCAGAGGAACUAGAUUUCAAGGAAACCACUGUCAAAAGACCUCAAUCACCUACGCGUACUCAAAAGAAGCCUGAUCAAACAACUCCUAAAGAACCAACUGACAAAAGACCACAAUCUCCUACACGAACUCAAAAGAAACCAACUAAAGAGGAUGAAACCUUUACAUCGACUUUGAGAACUACAAAAACUGUAACAGAGAAAACAACGAAAUAUGUCGAUGAUGAGGAAAAUCCAGAGGAAAUAAAACCAAAACAAGGUAAACCCUAUUCGGAUAAACCUUCUGAAACAGACGAAGAAGAAAUCUAUACAGAGACAAUUAGAUCAACAACCUCCAAAGUAACUGAGGAAACAAUGCCAGAAUUUGAUAGGCCAAAAUCCCCAACAAGAGGUGUUUCUCCCACACAAAAAAGACCAGGUCAAAAAUUCCCUCAAGAAGCUGAAUUAAAGGAACCUACUGGUAAAAGACCACAAUCACCCACACGUAAACAAAAGUUGCCAUAUCAAACAAUGCCUGAGAAUGAGCAAACUUUCACAGAAACUUUAAGAACCACAAAAAUUACAAAGGAAAAUGUAACAAAAACUUUUGAAGACGAAGAAUUUCCCAAACAGGAAAAGCCUAGACAACCAGGUUUUGUAGAACCUAUAGAGAAACGUCCUAAAUCUCCUAAAAAGGAUUUAUCGCCUUCAAGGCAUGGAGUCAUAUAUGAUGAUGAUCAGGCAUUUACAAAAACUGUAAGAACUACUAAAACUGUUACAGAAAAAACCACUGAAGAUACUCCUCAUGGAGAUGAACCAAGACAAGCUAAACCUAAAUCCUACAAACCUACAGAAACCGAUGGAGAUAAAGAAAAAGAAACAUUUAUGCAGACUACGGAGUUUGUUAUUAAAACAACGCAAAAACCUAAGUACCCAGAGGAACCAAGGGAAGGUUUUGAGAAACCAAGAGAUCAACGUUUCAUACACACCAGUGAUUUUAUACGUGGUGAAAAACAAACUUUAGAAACGGAAAAGGAGCUUUUAUAUUCCAAGAAACCAAAAGGUUCACCGUCAUCACCAACUAAGGAACGUAGUCCUAGUCCUAAAGGCCCUAAAGAUGGUACAAGAACGGUAAAGCCAAAAGAUCGCAAAGAUUCACCAAAACGUAGUCCAAGUCCAAAAGGUCCCAAAUCUACACCUGUAGAUGAUGAGACUUUUAGAAAAACUUUGAGAACCACUGAAAUAGUUACCGAUAAAACUACAAAAACUAAGGAUGGUAAAAUAAAACCAAAAGAUCGUAAACCUGGCCAAGUUAAGCCCACAGAUACGGACGACGAAGAAACACCUUCAGAAACAGAGGAGUUUUUGAUUGAAACCUGUGAAACACAUUAUGUUACGGAAAAAAAUGUUACCUCAGAAAACGAAGAUCAAAUAUUGUCCACUACUUUGGUUAAAUCCAAGCCACAAAAACCACAGGAGAAAGAACCUGGAAAACCGGUUAACAAACCCUUCACUUCCACUUAUGUAGAAACUGUUGAAACUAUUGAAGGUCAAACUUAUCCCGAAGAUAUGGAACAGAAGCCAUAUACAGCUCCCCUAGAACCCUGGCUAACUAAAGAAGUUCCCAAACGCCCCACCAAGGUCACUGAACAAUUUAUUGAAACAGAACGUUUACGCAAGGAAACACCAGAUGGAGCAUUUAUUUCAAAAACCACUGAACCUACAUCACCAACAACACCUACCUUUAAGAAAAAGGGUGCCGGACGAAGUGAUACUUUUGAAGAGCGAUGUCGUCAAAUUUUAGGCAUGGAUACUUAUGGUGAUACACCGGGAACUUUCAAAAAACAACCCGAUACGGAAAUUGAGAAGGAAAAGACGAAAGAGUUUAAAACAAAGGAGGAGGAAGAUUUAAAGACCUCAGCCGUAUUUCAGGUUAAAAUUGAAGAUUGUGAUGAAGAUGAUGAACCUUUGUCUAUAAGUAGUGUCAAGAAAACUUUACACAAACAGAUUCAUACAAAGGAACAAAAGGAGCCUUUGAAAGAGGAACCCAAGUCUACUAAACCAUCCAAAGAAGAACCACAAUCUACUAAAAAACCUGUUAAAGAACCUAAAUACCCUAAAGAUGAUGAAAAUGAAUUUGUAGAAACUAUUACAGAAACUACAACAACGAUGCAUAAGAAAACUCCCAAAACUAAAUCUAUUGAUGAAACUGAGCCCGAUUCGUCAGAACCCGAAAUUGUGGAAGAAGAACAGUUUAUGGUUAUAAAUAAAGAAACCAAAAAAUCGGAGGUCAAAAUAACUAAAAAAUCCUCCCCCUCAACCUCACCACGUUCAGUUUCACCCACUAAGAGUGUAGCUACUCCUCGCUCUGCCUCACCUACUAAGCCAAAAUCUUCACCUCGAAAUGAAUCACCUUUAAAGGAAACACCAAAACGUAAACCCAGUAAAGAGACACUGGAACCUAAAACAAAUAAAAAAUCUCCACAAAAACCUGACAAUGAUACUAGCACCACCAUUAAGGAACGUUUAAGAUCCUCGACACGCAAAACCAAGUCACCGGGCAAACAAGAUCAAGUAGAUGGCUCGGACUCAUCGCCCGAGCACAGUCCUACUCGCCACACUGAACGCAGAAGAUCUAGCAAUAUUUCCGUUACUACGGAAAUAAUUAUUGAACAUACUGAUUCGGAUACACCCAAUAAAAAGGAAAAAUCUCCAGUUCCUAAGAAGACAAAAGAUUCUGUGUUCAAGGAAAUUAUAGAUUCCACCGUAUUGCCCGAAAAGUUAACACGACGUAUGCCAGUAACGGAACGCAAAGAAUCUGCUCCUGUCCAUAGAGUUACUAGCAGGGAUAAGGAUUCAAAAAUGUCACGCUCUACUAGCGAAAACUUGAUUAAGGUUAAGAAACCCGAACCACAAUCUCUUUCACCAAAAACGACACCUAAAACCACGGAUCACCGCAGACCCAAUAAAUGUUUUGCCACCAAGAGCAUCAAUUUAAGUGCCACUGAUCGUUUGGUUAAUAGUGAGGAUAUGGAAAAUGUUAUCAUUGAUAUACAACAUGCUAAGAGUUCACGUGAGCCUUCACCGGAUAAAAUUGUACCCACUCCUGUACCAGCUCAUUUGGAUACUGGCAAGCCUAGAUAUCCCGAUGUAGUGCAAGAACCAGAGGAUGAUCAACCACGCAGAAAACCACAAGUUAAGAAUAUUCCCAUAUUUGAAGAGGAAAGUAAUGCUUAUGUAGGCUGUCAUAUUACCGAAGUAGAGAGAACCCAUAAAACUACUUAUGAUUCUUUGGAUUAUGAAGAACAAAUCUUAAAUAAUCCAGUAGUGGAGGCACCUCCCAGUUUGGAUUAUCCUAGCUUAGAUAAACCAACUUAUGAUGAAAGUUUGUUAACAGUACAUGAAAAAGUUUCCAAAUUUCAAAACAUAGCCGAAGAGGUAAGCAAACCUAAGGCCUCUGAACCAUUCCAAAGGGAAUUUGAUGAUAGCCACCCAGUACCCCAAGAUGAUGAAUGUCUUUUGACCAUCAAUGAAAAAGUAGAAAAAUUUGUUAAAACUUCGGAAACCAAGAUUAAAUCUGCAUAUGAUUUAGACGAUGAGGAUGAAGAAUUUGCCAGAAAUGAACAUAUUUAUACUACCGUCAAAUUGGCUCCUACAGCUCCUCAAAAGUCACCCGAGCUAGUACGUACCAUAUCAAGACAUAUUUCUCGACAAACUGAGCCCGAAUCCGAAGAACAGCCUGAAAAUGUUUAUCCCUCAACAAGCCGUAAUGAUGAUUUCGUGGAAUGUUUGGUAAAUAACAAAAAAAUAACUAAGGAAUUUGAGGUGAGUCAUCAUCAACAACAGCAGCAACAGCAAAAAACAAUUGAAACAACAUUAAAAACAGCUGAAAAAUACCAACAACCUAAAGACCAUGAUGACGAUCAUGACGACGACGAUGAGUUAAUACCUCAUACUGCAACACAUACAACCAUGAUCGAAGAGCGUCGUCAGAAAGACAUUUUGAGCAGACCAUCGGUAUUCGAUAGCAAAAACAAAAAACCCAUUACUACAACAACGACAUCGAAAACUCCAUUAAAGUGCAACAAGUCACCCGUUAAAGAUUCAGAGAAAUUACGGCCAGACAACAAGUCACGCACAAAGCCAACGUCCGCUGUUACCAAUACAUUAACAGAAACAACGACCACGAUAACAACAACAACAGCCAACAAACAACCAAAACAAUCGCCUCAACGUAAAAACUCUGACAUUGAUUACGAAUUGCGCGGUAGUGACGUUGAAACGGGAGUAAAAAACAUUAUCACAAAACAAACAAAGGUUUACAACAGCAGCGGCAGCAGCACAAAAACUAAUGACUUGAAAAAACAACCAACUACGACGACGACGAGUAAUAAAAAACCAGAGAAGAAACACAUGCCAGUACGCUUAACACCAGCAAAGAAUACAGACGAAUAUGAUUUGAGUGCGGACGACGACGACCAUGAAAUGAUCAUUACCUGUGAUGAAACAACAAAUAUUGACUUUGAAACUCAGGUAGUAAACGAAGAUUUAACUCAAGCAACAAGCAGAAAAAUUCCUUUAACAACCCCGCACAAAAAACAACCAACAUCACACAGUUCUACCAACUCAUCGCCAACAGAUCAGACACUGAAACCGAAAACAAAAGAGCACGUAGAAAAAUUAACCGAAAGAAAUCCAUUAAAACCUAACACUGUCACUACCACCAGUAUUAAAACAUACGAACUUGUGGAAAGGGCUGAUGAUAUUGAUGAAACUGUUCUAGAGCCAACACAACAAAAGAAACCUUCUUCAUCGCCUCAGCCUAGUAAAACUACUAAAAUGUCUACAACUACCACGGAUUCGGUGGCUGCUAGAAGAAGCUUAUUUGAGAGCAACCAUAGCAGCCCUUCUUCAACUCCUACCAAACGCACACCCUUGACCAGUCCCAUGAGCGGCCGUAGACCUUCUUAUAUGGAUCAUACAAAAAGUUCUUUGGAGCACACCAGACGUGAUUCUUUGGAAAUAAAUAAAACUAAUUAUUCACGCAAACCUUCACACCCCGAAGAGGAAGGUGUAGAUCGUAAUUCUUUGGUGAAAUUUGAUGUGCCUCAGGGCAGACGUGCUACCACACCAAGAGCUACUUCUGUGAGCGAAGAUAUUAAUGUAGAGGAAAUUUUUGAUUUAGAGGUUUUGGAAAGAUUAUUGGAAACGGUGCAGUCUUAUGAAAUCAGACGUAGAAUUAGGGCGCAAAUAAGAUUGAUUAAGAAAAAUCAAAAGAAUGAAUUGAUUAGCAGUACCACAGAAGUAACCACAAAGACCAUUAAGACUAGCACGAAAGGCAGUGAAGAACCGGAUACUGUAACAACUACGAACAAGAAAACUAAGCCUGAAACGAAAACUACAACACAAACUGUAAGUAAAGAUGCUGCUAGUCAUAUAAGCAGCAGCAAAAAGGAAUAUAUAUUCGAGGAGCCUUAUAUGCCAACCACACGAAGAUCUCCUAAGCCCAAUCGUUACCCAUAUGAAACGGAAAAGGAGUCCUUGCAUAAGCCAACACGCAGUCAAAGUCCUCAACCUGCCGUGUGCCGUAGAAAUGCUGAACAUGAACGUCAAUAUGAACGCAGUCAUCACAGUCCCGAACAUAGCCAACACAUCGAAGUGGUAAGAGAGUAUGGUUCACGAACCACCAAACAACAAUAUUACUAUAAGGAUGAAGAGGAGCUAGAGCAAGUGAAAGAGAUUAGACAUGAAACUUCACCAAGCCGUAAAUCUCCUUCACCCACUAGAAAACCACAUUCCAUACACUCAUCGCCCGAAAGACGUAAUGCUAGUCCAGAAUCUCAUAAACCCUUAAAAACAAACGAACGUAGUCGUAGUCCUCAAACUAAGGCUCCCCAAUCGACUCGAGUAACUAGCAGUCAUAGUCCCGAUAGUAAAACUUCAUUAUCCACCACGGUGCGCAAAUCUUCAGCCACUUAUGAGCAACAGGAGACAAUGAAAACUUCUAGCACUAAACCACAAACGAAACGUAUAACCACAACGACUACUACAAUAACGAAAUCUAAACCAGAAAAUAAGACACCCGUUUGGGCAGAUCGUAAAAAUAUACUAAAGGCUCCCAGCAGCAACACCCCAACACCCAAAAAACCCAGCAACUCUACCCUAGACUCUAGAGCGGGUUACACGAAAACCAUUAAAUCUACCACCAGUCAAAAAAUGUCCAGCAAUAAAUCAUCCUUUGUGGAAGAUGAUUGUGUCACCUCUAGUUAUGGCAUAGGACCAACCGAUGAAAAUGGUUUGCCACUCUUUGGCAUCAGGGCUUUGAAAAAGAAAAAGCCCACCGUGGAACCCAGUGAAACAACAGAAGUCACCGGUUAUGUUGUCGAAGAGAAAUACUAUUCGGAUAAUAAAACAAAACCCAGUGUAGAGCGUAAGGAAUUUAUUUACUCUACAAGUCCCGAAGAAUUGCAAAAACUUAAGGAUCAAGUGGAAGUUUCUACCAAUAGAAAAGCUCUAAAAGAUGUAGAGCUCAAGGAGUCAAGACAAACAGCUUUGAUUUCCAAAGGUUUACCCGCUUUAAGAUCUAGUCCUGAAGAUGAUUUUCUAGAUUCUACUAGCAAAUACGUGCGUCGUGGUUCGGUUAAAGAAAUGAGUGAAAAAUUCAUACAGCGAGAGGCUUCCUCAACUGUAACGGAAAAAUCAAAUAAUUAUCCCAAGGCUGGUUUAAUUUUGAGAACUAAUUCACGUAAAAAUAGCCGAGAUGCGGAAAAUGAAAGUGAUAAUUUUGAAUCUUACAAAACUACACGAAUACAACAACAUACCAGCUCUGUAUUGGCCGAUUCAGAUGAUGCCGAACACGAAUAUGAAGUCGAGGAAGUUGCUAGUCGCCACUCAGGUCGUUUUAUAACCGAAAGCGAAAGUGAAUGUGAUUCGAUAAAGACUCAAAGGGAAUUUAAAAAAGUAACCUCCUCUUCCUCGUCUUCAAUGGCCACGCGUUCCUUCCUCAAUACACAGGGUGAGGAAAAAGUCAUAACAAAUGUUUCCGAUUGUUUGGAACGCAUGCGUAAUGCUGAUAAUGUUGUUGAAGAGGGCGAUACACCAGAGGAUCAAGAGGCCAGAGCUUUAUUGAAUAAAUUUUUGGGUGCUAGCAUUAUAAUGAAAGGCGUUGAGUCAUCAUUACCGGCCGGUUCGAAUCGUCAAUCGAAAAUUAUAACGACAACAACGACCAGCAGCAAUUUAAGUGAUGAUAAUGAUGGCGAUAAUAAUGCAAAAAACGAGGUAAAAACUACACGUAUAACGAAAACGAUUAAAUCUGGAAGCUCUUCUACACCAGUUACUUAUACAACUUGUGAUAUAGAGGAGAUUUGGGACGAAGAAAUCUUAAAAGAAUUGUUGGAACAGGCUAGAACAUACGAAGAACGUCGUAAAAUCCGAUCACGUUUGAGGGAACUUAUGGCUGACCGUGAAGAAACAAAGAAAAGCCCUACUAGCGGCGAUGAAAAAGAAGUGAAAGCAGCAGCUAAUGUUCCUGAAGAAGAGGAGAGUAGUGCCAGCGAAUACGAGGAAAUUAUCGAAGAGGUCACCGAUUAUAGUGAAGCGGAAUCAGAAGUUGAUGAUAAGAAACAAAGCGAUAAACUAGAUAAAGUUGUCGAAAAGUCACAAAAAGAUCAAGAAAAGCAAACUUCGGAAGCUGUUGUAACCAAAACAGCUGAAGAAUCCCUAAGCGUUAUAGAAAAUUUGGAAAUUUCCUGCACUAAACAGGAAACCCAUACAGAGCAAGUUGAGGAAACUACAACUCAAACUACAACCACUACCACAACUGAAACCGAAACAGUUGAGGAAGUUGUAGAAGAGGAAUCUUCAACUGCUAGCAAAGACGACGACGAUAAAACCGAUAGCUCUGAAAAGGAACAAAAACAACAAAAAUCUUCUACAUCGACUACUGAGAAAACUGAAACGAAAGACAAAGAUGGAGCAGUUGUAACUACUACAACAAAAGUUACUACACGCACUGUCACGGGUUCAGCAGCGAAGCCUGCAUCACCAUUUGCCAAAUUUAAACAACUUGACAGACAAAAUUCACAACAAUCUGCAAAAUUACCAACAACACCGACAACACCUGGAGGCGGCUCAACUGCCUCACCAACGUCUGGUAAACAACCCAUAUUCAGAUUUACCGAUCCAGCCCUAAAUGCUAAAGCGGCCACUGUCAAGGAACAAUUGUUACAGUGGUGUCAAUCGAAAACCCAGGAAUACGAGAACAUCGAAAUAACUAACUUUAGUACGAGCUGGAACAAUGGUUUAGCGUUUUGUGCCCUUAUACAUCAUUUCUUGCCAGAUGCCUUCGAUUAUAGUCAACUAACCCCCAAAAAUAGAAGAAAAAAUUUCGAAUUAGCUUUCACCGUGGCUGAUGAGAAAGCCGGCAUUGCCCCCUUACUAGAUGUUGAAGAUAUGGUUGUGAUGCAACGGCCCGAUUGGAAAUGUGUUUUUGUCUAUGUACAAAGCAUCUAUCGUCGUUUCCGCAAUUGCCAAUAAACAAAAAUCAAAGUUAAACGAUUUUAACGUUUAGCUAAACAACUACAACAGCACCAUUAUCAAACAAAUCAAAACCAAAAUCGCAAUCAAAUCCCUCAACGAAAUGUUUACUAAUCAAACAAAGCAAUAUCAAUUAUAUAACUCUAUAAAACAAAUAUAAUAAAUAAUAAACAAAUAACUACCUUUACUACUACUAUUAUUUUACUACAUUUUUUAUUCAAACUUGUUGCUCAUUUUACAAUUAAAAAAAAAAAUAGUUUUGUAAAGUUUUGAAAAAAGAAACUGUUCAAUUUAUUGUUACUACUGUUUUUAACUACAAAAUCUCUUGAUUUGAACAAAAAACCGAAAUGAAACUUGUCUUUGAUUAUUUAAUAUUGUUUAGAUACUCAUAUUAAUAUUAUUGUGUAAUUAUUAAUUUAUAUGUAAUUUGUUUUGUAUUUCUCAUUUUAUUUUUUAUUAUUUCUUCUACUUUGAAUUUAUUAUUUUCUAGUAUGUACUAACCAUUUUUAAUUCAUAUUAUUUUUGAAUACAUUUUUAAACGAUUUAUUUUGUCAGUUUUAUUUAAUUGCUUUUUGUUAUGUUUUUGUUAAAGAAAAUAAUUAAUGUGAAAAAUUUAUACAUGUUAAACAAGUAAAAAAAGAAUUUAUUUUUUUGCAAACCUUUUGAUCGAAAUCAAACCGGGAAUUGCAGCUCAAUUUUUUUAUUAUUAAUUAUAUAUUCGACUAACUUUUGCGAUAAGAAUGAAAAAUAAAUAAAUAAAAAAAUAUUAACAUUCAAAGAGAAA